Heterostelium album PN500 is the source of this 957-nucleotide messenger RNA. RefSeq names its product exonuclease (gene rad1). The transcript has 3 exons. The record is from RefSeq and is a predicted model, not a curated record. Gene Ontology annotation, cellular component: checkpoint clamp complex; nucleus. Gene Ontology annotation, biological process: DNA damage checkpoint signaling; DNA repair. The coding region runs from base 1 to 957 and encodes 318 amino acids. Lineage: Eukaryota; Evosea; Eumycetozoa; Acytosteliales; Acytosteliaceae.
AUGUCAGAUCAUUCAGCUACAUCUGGUGUAAAUAUGUCAUCAACAAACUAUAGUGGUACAGGCACAACUUCACAGGUGGAAGAUGCAAACUUGGUAGCGAAAUACGAUAAUGCAAGAGUGAUUGCAUCGGUUUUACAAACUAUAUUACUAAAGAAUAAGAGUGAUGAAUUUAAAAAGAAAGAUACUCAACAAUUAGCAAUUGUAACACUAUCACAUUCGGGUAUAACAUUUACGGUGGAGUGUGGUAAACAAUUUCAAGCUACCGCACAGUUGAAAGCGAGUCUUUUUGCAACCUAUAUGUUUAACCCACCACCCAAUGAAGAAUCGAUCAUCUUUAAGAUCAAUUUGUCGAUUCUCAUGGAUUGUCUCAAUAUAUUCAGUGGGAACAACAGCUCUGCCUACACAGCGAUCACCAUCAUCCAACGUUCAGGCCAACCAUUCACCGUACUCCUCGAGGAGAACGCAACACAAACCAGUUGCUCACUUAAAACCAUGAAUUGUGAUGCACCACUUGAGUUCGACAUUGACUGUGCACCUUUCAAUCGUUUAUUAGUUUCAGCUGAAAACUUAUUGGAAGCAUUUGGAGAAAUCGAUUAUUCAUCACAAUCUGUUAAUAUUUGGAUUUCAAAUCCAGUUCCAACACAACAGGCACCGAAUCCACCGAUGUUUAGAUUGACAACCAAUGGAUCGGCAGGAUCGUUUCAGGUGGAGUAUGGUGAGGAGCUGUUUGAAUACAAAGAGUGUAACAAACCGACUAUAACCUAUAGCUUCCCUUUGGCUUUGAUACAGCCUGCCAUCAAAGCAUUGGCAGUCACCAAUAAAACAAGAAUCACAAUGAAUGCAGCAGGUCUACUGAAUUUCCAACAUUUCAUAAUGACCGAAGAGAAAAAGUUUCCUCAUCUAGUUGAAUUCUACAUAGUAGCACAACAAGAUACAAAUGAAAUGCAUAUGGGUUAA